GCUGUGCAGGGCGGUCCGCGAGCUCCUGUUGUGCGCCUGCGCAGCCCCGGGUCUGGCGGGCAAUAUGUUUCUCUCCCGGCGUCGCGUCUCGCGAUCCCUGGCUUCUGGCUGAGAUCAGAGAUUGAGUGGAUCGCCGCUCGGCCCCGAGUGGGCCCUUUGCUCCCGGACCCGCGGGAAAGUGGGGAUCCUGACGUCGGAAGCAGGCAGAAGAGGCGUAAAGGAUGGCCUCUUCGGAUCUGGACCAAAUAUGCUUUCAUAUUAAUGAAAAGAUUGGCAAUAUUAAAAAGUCUCUGUCAUUAAGGAACUCUGGUCAAGAACCUAACUCAAAGACUAUAUUAAAUAAAAUAGGAGAUGAGAUCAUGGUAAUAAAUGAACUUCUAAAUAAAUUGGAAUUAGAAAUUCAAUUUCAAGAACAAACUACCAAUUCACUCAAGGAACUCUGUGCGUCUCUUGAAGAAGAUUAUAAAGAUGUGGAGCAUCUCAAAGAAAACAUUCCUCCCCAUUUGCCUCAAGUAACAGUGACCCAGAGCUCUGUUAGCGUAUCGGAUCUUGACUCUGAAGAACCUGCCAAAGUUGAGGAACCUGGAGUCACAAAGAAGCCCUGUAAAGAGCAAAGGAAUAUUAAAGAAAUGCCAUUUAUAACUUCUGAGGAGUUCAGUGGCAUCCCUGCGUACAUGAAAUCCCGCUUAACCUAUUGUCAAAUUAAUGAUGUUAUUAAAGAAAUCAACAAGGCAGUUGUUAGUAAAUAUAAGAUCCUACAUCAACCAAAAAAGUCGAUGAGUUCUGUGGCCAGAAAUCUCUAUCACAGAUUCAUUGAUGAAGAAACAAAGGAUACCAAAGGUCAUUAUUUUGUAGUGGAAGCUGACAUAAAGGAGUUCACAGCUUUGAAAGUUGACAAGAGGUUUCAUGUUAUACUGAAUAUCUUACGACACUGCCGGCGGCUGUCAGAGGUCCGAGGGGGAGGACUCACCCGAUACGUUAUAACCUGAGGCCCUUUGAGCCUUUGAACCAGCCAACAGUAGGGUAUAGAGGCUAUUCCUAUAGUGUCCUUAUAUGUAAUUUAAAAAUAUAUAUAAUUUAUCUUUUCUUGUUUCUUAUACAAAUAAAACUUCUUUAAAAUAAAGCAUAUAGGAAAAUGGGAGUUAUCUGUAAUACUAUCAACAAUAAAAAAUAUGUUAAAAAGUAAAUAAAUAAAGCAAAGCAUAUAAUCCUG
Messenger RNA from Myotis daubentonii (Daubenton's bat), 1213 nucleotides. It is a transcript of the gene SKA1, whose product is annotated as spindle and kinetochore associated complex subunit 1. The record is from RefSeq and is a predicted model, not a curated record. NCBI's taxonomy places the organism in Eukaryota, Metazoa, Chordata, Mammalia, Chiroptera, Vespertilionidae. Gene Ontology annotation, cellular component: mitotic spindle; spindle microtubule; outer kinetochore. Gene Ontology annotation, molecular function: microtubule binding. Gene Ontology annotation, biological process: mitotic cell cycle; cell division; regulation of microtubule polymerization or depolymerization.